This is a messenger RNA of Acanthosepion pharaonis, 1056 nucleotides long. Lineage: Eukaryota; Metazoa; Mollusca; Cephalopoda; Sepiida; Sepiidae. The record is from the annotation of a GenBank genome assembly.
AUGCUAUCUUAUACAGUUAAAAUUGAAUCAGUUGUAGAUGGAGACUUCAUUGUGUAUCUACUCAAUUUGCCUAACCUCUCAAAGAUUUUUUUUCUUUCUUUCAAGCAUCUGGAAUAUUACUUUAGAAUUUCUCCAAAUAGGCUUAAAUUGAAGAAGCCUACAAUUUUCAAGAAAAUCCUUCCUUCCUUCCCUCCCCUCCUUCCCCUCCUUCCCUUCCUCCCUCCCUCCUUCCUUCCUUCCUCCUCCUUCCUUCCUCCCCUCCUUCCUCCUCCCUCCUUCCUUCCCUCCUUCCUUCCUUCCCCUUCCUCCCUCCUUCCUUCCUUCCUCCCUCCCUCCCUCCCUCCUUCCUUCCCUCCCUCCUUCCUUCCCUCCCUCCUUCCUCCCUCCUUCCUUCCCUCCCUCCUUCCUUCCCUCCAUCCUUCCCUCCAUCCCCUCCCUCCCUCCCCUUUUCCUUCCCUCCCCCUUCCUCCCUCCUUCCUCCCCUCCUUCCUUCCUCCCUCCUCCUUCCUUUUCCCUCCUUUUCCUUCCCUUUUUCCCUCCCUCCUUCCCUUCCCUUCCUUUUCCUUCCCUUCCCUUCCUCCCUUCCUUUUCCUUCCUCCUUCCUUUUCCCUUCCUUCCUUCCCUCCUCCUUCCUUUUCCUUCCUUCCCUUCUUCCUUCCUCCUUCCCUUCCUUCCUUUUUCUUCCUUCCCUCCUUCCUCCUUCCUUUUCCUUCCCUUCCCUCCUCCUUUCCUUUUUCCUUUUCCCUUCCUCCUCCUUCCUUUUCCUUCCUUUCCUUCCUUUUCCUUCCUUCAGAUUUACAUGAAUUAGAUGCACCACCUUCAAAACACCUAGAAAUGAAUGGGGACAUGGAAACUGUGGAACUGUCUGAUGAAACAGUUAAUCCAGGUCAACAUAAAGUUGGACCUCAAGAUUUCCAGCUGUUGCGAGUCCUUGGCAAAGGAGGUUAUGGAAAGGUGUUUCAAGUUCGAAAAGUAUCAGGAGAUGACAAAGGACAGAUCUUUGCAAUGAAAGUAUUGAAAAAGGUGACUUUUUUUAUUUUCUGGUAUCAUACUUAG